Colletotrichum lupini is the source of this 327-nucleotide messenger RNA. Its product is annotated as zinc carboxypeptidase. Lineage: Eukaryota; Fungi; Ascomycota; Sordariomycetes; Glomerellales; Glomerellaceae. The record is from RefSeq and is a predicted model, not a curated record. Gene Ontology annotation, molecular function: zinc ion binding; metallocarboxypeptidase activity. The transcript has 2 exons. Gene Ontology annotation, biological process: proteolysis. The coding region runs from base 1 to 327 and encodes 108 amino acids.
AUGUCCACUCCUACGGACACUUAUGGAUAUGAUUGCAACUACGUCGCUCCCGAUGACGCUGCGCUACAAAGCAUGGCUCAGCGCGGUGCGACCGCUAUCCGUGGCGUUUCCGGCACCAGCUACACCAUCGGCAAUGCUUGCCGUGCUCUGUACGCGACCACAGGCGAUAGUACCGACUACGUUCACGGCGUUGGCAAGUCCAAGUACACGUACACCAUUGAGCUUAGAGACAGAGGAACCUACGGCUUUUCACUGCCGGCAAGUCAGAUCUCGGCUACUGUGAAGGAGACCUGGGCUGGAGUUCUUGCCAUGGCCCAAGCUGCAUGA